Cyclocybe aegerita is the source of this 3990-nucleotide messenger RNA. The record is from the annotation of a GenBank genome assembly. Lineage: Eukaryota; Fungi; Basidiomycota; Agaricomycetes; Agaricales; Hemipholiotaceae.
AUGUCUACUAGAGCUCCGUACGCACUUCGUACUCGCCGCGGACGUGGGGCGGCACCUGCUGCGGCGGCUGCGCCCAUUCCCAUGAGGGCAACCCGUGACAUUCCCCCUCAUCUCGAGGGCGCUCCUCUGGGUUAUGCCACGGACGUGGAAGCAAGAGCCUUGUGCUCCGAUUCCGAGGCUGGAGCACAUCACUCGUAUAGUGACGUGGUCGCUUCUCGUCCUCCCUUGCCUAUCCACUCUGGUAGAGUAGAGGAGACCCCCUCGCCGUCUGCACUGCUGUUGACCGGUGGUCCAGAGGUGGGAGAAAAUGUAGUUGAUCCGAAUACCACUGUUGAUCCUACCGACCAUGAACGUUCCUCAGAGUCUGAGUCGAGCGAUGAUGAGAACCCGAACCCGUGGAUUGAAGUUUCCGGGAAGAGGAAGAAGCAGAAGAGCAAAAAGUCUGCACAUAGGAAGCACUCGCGUGGUUCUCGAACACGGGGUGUUCCGCGUGAUACCACAGUUGACCAAGCCUCGGCCAAUCUCACCCGAGAACAGCACGAGCACCUCAACCACCGAUACAAGAAUAUCCGGCAGGACCUGCCAGCAGGUCGACAUCGUUCCACCUCCUCGUCCUCUGAGUCGUCACGGGGAGAAGGACCUUCGCACAGCAAGGGUAAGGCUGUAGACCCCCGAGAAUGGGGAGGAUUGCGGAUGGACUCCACAGAAAGGGAUCCGGCCCUCCAGCGUGCACUACUUGACUCCAUGCGCACCCCUCGUGGGCGAUCUGUGGUGAUUGUACCACAGCCAACCACCUCAAACACCCAGUCAGCUAGUGCUCGCCAAUCAGCCAAGACGAGCAAGCAACGUGCGCCACAGGCUCGGCGAAACCAUACCAAGAAGUCUGGUGGGCUUGGGAAGGGUCAGCUUCCAGCAGAAGCUCGCCCCACUGCUCAAAUUCCAGCUCGCAGCUACCUGGGAGUCACUCUCAGUCGAGUCGAGAAAAUGGAUGCUCGUAAACGGAAACAUAGACGCAGUCCACCGUCAAGCAGUCCGUCCAGCAAUUCGAGUUUGGGUUCGAGCUCCGAGUCGAGCACCAACUCAGGUUCAUUGUCGGAGACGUCGAGUGGGUCAGUGGAUCUUCGUCGAGUUCCAACUCGAACCGUUGAUGACAUCGCAAACGUCAUGGACGACAUAAGCAUCGUUCUGCUCACUGUCGGCGUGGACAUCGACACUCUCGUCAAUCUCGUCAAUCUCACUGGAAAAGAUAACAAUGCUUACCAACACUUUGUUCGGGAAAGCUCAGCUUAUCUUGAGGAUGCAGGCAUCGAGCCUGAGCGUUAUGCUUUCGCACUAUCCUGUUAUAUGAAGGACAGGGCCUACAAUUUCUAUACACAGAAAGUUUCAAUGAAUGAAGAGGAGUGGAAACUCAAGGACUUCUAUGUUGAACUCUUCAACUUUUGCUUUCCAAUAAACUACCAUCUGGAGAUGCGUAAAAAGCUUGAUCAGACGAAGCAGUAUGGGAAAUCUGUUGUGGAGUUCACUCAUGAUCUCGAGGAACUCUUCAACAUAAUUGGAGAAGUCGGUGAGCGCGAGCAAGUCUUGAAGCUCUGGUUUGGACUUCGGAAAGAUAUCCAAUCUGAACUCUGGAUGUCCGGCUUACAUCCUGACACAUCUUCAUGGGAUGAGGUUCGUGCCCGUGCUGAGGUUGUCGAGAUUGCCAUGAAUGUGUCCUCAACUACUCGCGAUCGAGGCCAGUCCAUGCCAACCAGCAGGCAGCACGAAAACCACCGCUUUCCAAGGCAUCGAGCACCUCAGCCAGCCAAUCCUGGCAACAAUCGGGACUACAGGUCCUCACAGAUUGCACCAAUGAACAACAGGGCCACAUGCCCAGGAGCUCCGUCAGGCUCUCGCCGUGAUCGUCCUCGAGACCGCCCUCGAGACCGCCGCCAAGAUGGCAAGGCUACGAACCAGCUCUCUGAACGGGAGGUGGCUGAACGGAGGGCGGGAAACUGGUGUUUCCAGUGCAACAAGGUUGGCCAUUGGGAACGGAAUUGCCCUCAGGGCAAAACAGUUCAGUCGGGUAGUAAUCACCUGCCGGGUGUUCCGAACUACAACAUAAAUGUUCAGGACACCGGGAAUGACUCGGACCAACCUGUCGAAGUACUAGAGAGCAUGCCUCUUGGGUACAUUGACUUUGAACCUGCCCGACCAUCUGCAGAACCAUGGGAGAUCUGGGAGGUGCCAGAGCCAGACUGGAUAAACGGAGCACUGUCUGCUCCACGAUCACAGAUUGGAGAUGUUUACGCCAUGGUGGCUGAAUAUGUGCUUGGACAAAUGCAACCCUACCCUGAGGACGACCGAUUCUGGUUCGUUGCGCUGCAGAUGGAUUUGGCACAGUGGUUUUCUGUGGCUCGGGUGGGACAUCCUGAUCGCGGAGAAUACCAAAUUGUGGACCAUCUAACCCAGUUUGAUGUAAAGAUCUCAAAGGAGUUACUUAAGCGCCCACGAUUUGAUUUGCCACGCUGGUAUGCGAAAAGGCGCGCUAGGCACCACAACCAGCGUCUCGAGUGGGUACAUUCCCCAGUGGAUUUUUGUAUGGGUGAUGCUACUGCUUUGGUGACUUUACACCUAUUGGAAGAUGGCGCAAACACGUCAUUUCCGAGUGUGCACGCUCUGGACUACUACACUCGGUUCGAGGUUUUACCUCUGGCAGGUUCCUCUGCCGAUUACUAUGCAAUCUGGGACUUUGACCUUCAGGCCGUUACAACGGUGCAUAGGGCUAUGCUCGAAGAUCCAACAUUUGAUUUGGUGGGCUGGUAUUGGGACCAUCUCGACCAGACAGGCCUUUAUGUCCAUGUUCAGACCAAACACACUCUGUGGCUUCAGGACCAAAUCAACGAGCUCCAAAGGGCUGCUGAACCGAUUCCUGAAGAGGAUGAGACUUCAGGCCCUGAGAUAGAGCUCGGCUGCAUGAUUUUUGGUACUGAAACAACAUCCAGCUCGACUAGUACAUCCCUAUCUCAGUUCUCUUUGGUCCAACCACCAGGUGGUUCCGAGACUGAAUACUCGAAUGCUUCGGACGACUCUGGGUCCAUACCAGGUCUUCAAACCAUCUCUGGGAUGUCUGGGUCUGGUAGUACCUUUGAUACUCCUUCCGAGGACUUCCGGGUAUCAGAUAUCGAGGAGGAUCGAGAAAACUCACCUACAAACGAGUUUCCAGGUCAACAACUCGAGCAAGAGCCCAAGAAUAAACCUCCAGUUCGCUCUACGGUUCCUAUGUCAAUUGACAUUGAGCACAUCAAGUCUUUAGACGAUCUGAGCGGGUAUCAGCUUGGAAGACCAUUUCCUGGUGACGAAACACUAGAAACGACGCCUACGUGUUCCAGGUUCCACAUCAACAUAGAGCGACUUGGGAAACAAUUCGCUGUGGAAUGGACGAUCCGCGAUGCGAGUCAUUUCAAGAUCCAUGAUCAUUAUCACCAAGCGACUUCAUAUUUGCCUCGAGACCUGCUUGACAAUCCGGAGUUUAACCUACUCCACUGGUACGAGUUUAGAAUAGCUCAGUUUGAGCUUGAUGGCUUUGAUUUUCUACCUGCAAAACCUCCCCAGAAACGGGUAGAGCAAUUCAAGGAGGCACUCGCAGAAACUGCAGCCAAUGAGGAGCGCUGGCCAGAUGUACUAGAGUACAUCAACGAACUUAUUCGUCACAUGGUGGAUGACUUCAACUCGUUGAAUGUCAAUGCUGUUCAAGUUGAUCGCGGAAAAUUCCCUGCUGUGCAGAGGAAUGUGUCUUCCGUGAAAGAAAAAGGCCGUGUCCUUCUGAAACUGCUCGUCCUGAAGUGUCUCCUCGGGGGCCAUCAGGUACGAGCACUUGUGGAUUCUGGGUCGCAGGGAGAUUUCGUCUCCACAACUCUGGUGGACCAACUGCAGCUCCGAAAGGAGGAAUUGCCUGAUCCGCUGAAGCUCCAGCUUGCUGUUCAAGGAUCAUGCUCGGUUAUCAAAUACUGA